Molecule: messenger RNA, 3392 nt
Organism: Pseudophryne corroboree (corroboree frog)
Lineage: Eukaryota; Metazoa; Chordata; Amphibia; Anura; Myobatrachidae
Product: zinc finger protein 267-like
Exons: 8
Coding region: 60-3392 (1110 amino acids)
Source: RefSeq, a predicted model, not a curated record
CCGGAAACAUCGCCCCGCCCCUUCCUGUACACAGAGCUCCGCCCCCGGUCUCCUCCAGGAUGGACAAAGACAGGAGUCACAGGACUGAGAGGAUAAUAAAUAUCACCCUGGAGAUCAUUUACCUGCUGACUGGGGAGGAUUACACAGUAGUGAAGAAGACAUCCAAUGAGUGUGAGAUACUCAACAGCCAUCCCUGUGUGUUAGGAGGUCUGAGUAGAACCCAGAGCCACAUCCCAGUGCCUCCACCUGACUCACUAAUACAUGAGAGACCCAAUGACCAAAAGAUCCUGGAACUCACCAACAAGAUCAUUCAGCUGCUGACUGGAGAGGAGGGGGAGUAUAUAGAGGAACACAGGGGUCUGUACAAGGACGUGAUGAUGGAGAAUCACCGGCCCCUCACAUCUCUGGAUAAGAGGAGACUGUCAUGUAUUGUACAGGGGAGAGCAGAAGGACCCAGUAACCGAGAUAUCUCAGAGAGAUGUCCCCGUCCUCUGUAUACCCAGGACUGUACAGAGGAGUAUCACAGGAUCCCACAGGAGGAUCAGGGUGAAGCCCAGUUAAAUAAUAUUAAAAUCAAAGAUACAGAGGGAGAAGUAGAGACGUAUGUGACUGAUAUGAAGGCAGAAGAUAUAGAGGGAGAAGAAGAGACGUAUGUGACUGAUAAAAAGGCAGAAGAUAUAGAGGGAGAAGAAGAGACGUAUGUGACUGAUAUAAAGGCAAAAGACAUAGACGGAGAAGAAGAGACGUAUGUGACUGAUAUAAAGGCAGAAGAUAUAGAGGGAGAAGAAGAGACGUAUGUGACUGAUAUAAAGGCAGAAGAUAUAGAGGGAGAAGAAGAGACGUAUGUGACUGAUAUGAAGGCAGAAGAUAUAGAUGGAGAAGAAGAGACGUAUGUGACUGAUAUGAAGGCAGAAGAUACAGAGGGAGAAGAGACGUAUGUGACUGAUAUAAAGGCAGAAGAUAUAGAAGGAGAAGAGAUGUACGUGACUGAUAUGAAGGCAGAAGAUACAGAGGGAGAAGAAGAGACAUAUGUGACUGAUAUAGAGACAGAAGAUACAGAGGGAGAAGAAGAGACGUAUGUGAGGGGUGAUCAGCAGUGUAAGGAGGAGGAGAUCCCUACAGAUAUCAGCACAGCAGAUGGACACACAAGCAGAAAUAUCUCAGAAGGACAUGUAAUGUUAUCCCCGGAUUGUGACAUAAAAGAUAAUGACAGUAGACAGGAUUCUCCAGGAGAUAACCCCAUUACCCCAAUUAUACAUUCAGCUCUAUCAGCUGAUCCCCCUGAUCCUGGGAAAUGUUCUCCUGAUCACUCUGAUAUUGGUGCAUCUGUUAUAGCUCUGACAGAUAUAGUGUUUCCAUGUUCUAUAGAUACCAAAUGUUUUACACAGAACACAAAGUGUAUUAACCCACACACAGGUAAGGCAGGUGAAAGGCCAGUAUGUCCGGAGUGUGAGAAAUGUUUUACAUACAAAUCAGAUCUUGUUAUACAUCAGAGAAGUCACACAGGUGAGAAGCCAUUUCCAUGUUCUGAGUGUGGGAAAUGUUUUGCACGGAAAUCACGUCUUGUUAGACAUCCGAGAAGUCACACAGGUGAGAAGCCAUUUCCAUGUUCUGAGUGUGGGAAAUGUUUUACACAGAAUUCACAACUUGUUGCACAUCAGAGAAGUCACACAGGUGAGAAGCCAUUUCCAUGUUCUGAGUGUGGGAAAUGUUUUGCACAGAAAUCAGUUCUUGUUAAACAUAACAGAAGUCACACAGGUGAGAAGCCAUAUUCAUGUUCUGAGUGUGGGAAAUGUUUUGCAUACAAAUCAUCUCUUGUUAAACAUAACAGAAGUCACACAGGUGAGAAGCCAUUUCCAUGUUCUGAGUGUGGGAAAUGUUUUGCACACAAAUCAGAUCUUGUUAUACAUCACAGAAGUCACACAGGUGAGAAGCUGUUUCCUUGCUCCGAAUGCGGGAAAUGUUGUGCAAGUAAAUCACAUCUUGUUAUACAUCACAGAAGUCACACAGGUGAGAAGCCAUUUUCUUGCUCUGAGUGCGGGAAAUGUUUUACACAAAAAUCACAUCUUGUUACACAUCACAAAAGUCACACAGGUGAGAAGCCAUUUCCAUGUUCUGAGUGUGGGAAAUGUUUUGCACAAAAAUUACAUCUUGUUAGACAUCACAGAAGUCACACAGGUAAGAAACCAUUUUCUUGCUCUGAGUGUUUCAUUUUAGAUAAUUAUUUCUAUUUUGAUGGCACUUAUUACAUCCAACAAGUGGGGACAGCCAUAAGUACCAGAUUUGCCCCCAGUUAUGCCAAUUUAUACAUGGCAUAUUGGGAAGGUCAUAACAUCUUUAAGGUGGAUGGACUGGGGGCAGAUCUGGUAUACUGGCAUCGAUAUAUCGAUAAUGUCCUAUUCCUUUGGAAUGGACAGAAAGUGGACCUCCUAGCCUUCAUGGAUAGACUGAAUCAGAAUGAUUUUAAUCUUAAAUUUGUAACAACUAGUAGUACAAAAGAAAAUUCCAUUUUGGACUUAUGUAUAUAUGUAGAAGACACCCUUAAAACCAAAACCUUUAGGAAGGCAACAGAUUCUAAUGGAUAUAUAGAAAUGGGUAGUUUACAUCACCCGAAUUGGCUAGACGGUAUUCCGUUUAGCCAAUUUACACAUAUUAAGCGGAACUGUAGUGACCAAACUAUCUGUAAUGAACAAAUUAUAGAAACCACCAACAGAUUUAUCAAUAAAGGUUAUCCAGUAGAUCUCUUAAAUAAAUCACAGGCUAAAGUAGAAAACAUCAAUAGGGAUGACCUUUUAAAAGAAAAAGAGAAGAAAUCUAAAGAUGAGAGGAAUAAGUGGUCUUUUAUCAGCCAGUAUAAUCCCCUGCACAAAGAUAUUGAAAGAAUUUUUAGAAAGAAUUGGUAUUUAUUACAGAAAGAUCCAGUUAUAGAAAAAGAGAUACCUGAUAGACCUACUUUCAUCUAUAGGAAAGCGCCAUCAUUGAAGGAUAAACUAGUAAGGAGUGUGAUAGAUGACAAUACGAGAGCCAGCACCAGAACUAAGAGCUUCCAUAGAUGUGGCCAGUGUCUGAUGUGUAGGACAGUUAAGAGUAAGUCCAGUAAAAUUACUGAAUUCAUGGUUAAUGACACGUACAGAAUUAAUGAUUUUAUGAUGUGUGAAUCAAAAAAUGUCAUCUACGGCAUAGAAUGUGCAUGUGGGUUGAUCUAUGUAGGCAGGACAAGCAGAAAUCUUAAGACCCAUCUCACAGAACAUGUGUAUAACAUUCGGAAAGGGCUGGAAACACUUUCUCUUUCAGCCCAUUUUAAAACUCAACAUGAUAAGAAAGAAUAUUUUGUAAAAAGGUUCUGGGGAAUAGAACAGAUUAAACCCACAUGGCGGUCUAAAGAUAUAUAA